AUGGAAAAACACAUCAAUCUCCAGCUGGGCUGGCCAUCGCCCUCGCUCUUCCCCAAUACGCAGUUACUCGACGGAGCCUCUGGCGUGCUGCAAUCGGACAGGAGGACGGCCUCGGCGCUCAUAUACGGGCCCAGCGCCGGCUUCCUCCCUCUGAGGGAGAGGAUUGCCGCCUGGCUCGACGAAUUCUACCGGCCAAGUGAGAGGAUAUCGUCCGAGCGCAUAUGCGUCACCAACGGAGCCUCGGCCAACCUGGGAAACAUACUGGCCAAAUUCACGGAGCCGGGAUAUACAAGAAACGUCUGGAUGGUUGAGCCGAGCUACUUUCUCGCUUGUCCCAUCUUUACCGACAAUGGCUUCGAGGGCCGGCUUCGCGGGAUUCCCGAGGAUGACGAGGGGCUCGAUAUCGCCUUCCUCCGCACAGCCCUGGAGUCCGUCGAAGCUGAGAGCAACCACCCCGCAAAGCCGGCGGUGAAGACAUCGGCGCGGUAUCCCCACCUGUACAAGCAUGUCAUCUACGCCACCCCGACUUUUUCCAAUCCCAGCUCCAAGACCAUGUCUCUGGGCCGCAGGGAGGAGCUCGUGCGGCUUGCACGCGAUUUCGACGCCAUAGUCGUGACCGACGAUGUGUACGACGUCCUUCGCUGGCCCUCGUCCCCCUCGGACAGGUCAGAACUGCCGCCCACGCCGCCCCGGAUCGUUGACGUUGACGGGAUACUAGACGGCGGCCCCAGGCAUGACUGGGGCAAUGCAGUCAGUAACGGGUCGUUCUCCAAGAUAAUCGGUCCCGGCGUGAGGACAGGUUGGGCCGAAGGGACUCCUUCCUUUGUCCUGGGCUUAGCGAGCGUCGGUUCCACAGGCUCCGGGGGCUGCCCGACACACCUUGCAGCCACUUUUGUCGAGGACAUGCUCUCCACGGGGAAGCUCCAGGCUCACAUCCGUGACAAGCUCAUCCCCACCUACCGCUCACGAUACAAUGUCCUUCUGAGCGCGGUGGAGCGUCUCCUCGUCCCGCUGGGAUUCACCAUCUCUACGGGGACACCAUACAGGUAUCAGCAGCCUAGCACCGACGGCAUCGAUAGAAACGACGGAGGUGGAGAGAGCAGUGCGACUGACGUCGCCGGUGGCUACUUCAUCUACGUCAACAUACCGACCGACAUGCCUAUCGGCGCCGACGAGAUGGCUGCUCUAGGCCUCGAAAAGUACAAUCUCAAGUUUGCCUUUGGAGGUAUGAUGGUCGUCGAGGGUGACAGGGGAAGCACGGAGAGAGCCUCGACAGGGUUCGGCCGGGCCAUCCGUCUCACGUGGGCGUGGCAUACGGAGGAUGAGAUUGCCGAGGGCAUCGAGAGGAUUGCCACCCUGGUCAGAGAUUACAGAGGCAUAUGA
Geosmithia morbida is the source of this 1383-nucleotide messenger RNA. RefSeq names its product Aspartate/methionine/tyrosine aminotransferase. The transcript has a single exon. NCBI's taxonomy places the organism in Eukaryota, Fungi, Ascomycota, Sordariomycetes, Hypocreales, Bionectriaceae. Bases 1 to 1383 code for a protein of 460 amino acids. Gene Ontology annotation, biological process: biosynthetic process. Gene Ontology annotation, molecular function: pyridoxal phosphate binding; L-2-aminoadipate:2-oxoglutarate transaminase activity. The record is from RefSeq and is a predicted model, not a curated record.